This is a messenger RNA of Melozone crissalis (California towhee), 3522 nucleotides long. It is a transcript of the gene CEP104, whose product is annotated as centrosomal protein 104. Gene Ontology annotation, cellular component: cilium. The record is from RefSeq and is a predicted model, not a curated record. Bases 114 to 2936 code for a protein of 940 amino acids. The transcript is spliced from 22 exons. Lineage: Eukaryota; Metazoa; Chordata; Aves; Passeriformes; Passerellidae.
GUCGCGCCUGCGCGGCGGGGCCGCGUUGCCAUGAGAGCGGCGAUGGCGCCGCGCUGAGCCAGGGAUGAAUCUAAGCUUGAAGGCCGUGGCUGUGACCAGCUCGUCUGCCCAGGAUGCCACACAAGAUCGGUUUCACGGUGAUCAGCUCGUCGGGACACGAGGAUGGGUUCAGUGCUCGGGAGCUGAUGGUUCAUGCACCGACCGUGAACGGGUGGCGCUCGCCCAGGCUCUGUCAGUACCCCCAGGAGAUCACCCUGCAGCUGGUGGAGCGGUGUCGGAUCCGGAAGCUGCAGCUGCUCGCUCACCAGUACAUGAUUGCGAGCAAAAUUGAGUUCUACAUCAGUGAAAGUCUGCCUGAAUACUUUGCUCCCUAUCAGUCAGAGAGGUUUCAGAGACUUGGUUAUGUCCCUCUCUCAGACAAUGAGAAGACUGAUUUCAGAGCUCGAGAGUUGAAAUCUGUGUACAUGGAUGCAGUUGGCCAGUACCUGAAGCUGAUUUUCCAUAAAAAUUAUGUCAAUAAAUACAACUUGUACGGGCAGGUUGCCCUGGUAGCUGUGAACAUCAUUGGGGAUCCAGCAGACUAUGGCAUUGACAUGAGCGUUCCUACCAGAGAGCAGCUGAUAGAUCACUACAUGGGAAUUAAAUCGGAUGACCCUGCUUUAGAUGGAACUUACCUUGGGAAACAUGACUCCAUUUCACCUCUGGAUGAUUUGGCCUUUGACAUGUACCAGGACCCAGAAGUGGCUCAGAUAAUCCGGAGGCUGGAUGAGAAGAAGAGGGAAGCUGUGCGUCUCGAGUGCUAUGACCAUGCCAAGAAGCUCAAACAGGCCAUUGCAGACUUGCAGAAGGUGGGCGAGCGACUCGGCCGCUACGAGGUGGAGAAGCGUUACGCCGUGGAGAAGGAGGAUUAUGACCUUGCCAAGAAGAAGAAGGAGCAGAUGGAUGAGUACAGGCUGAAGGUGUACCAGCAGCUGGAGCUGCACGACCUCCUGGAUGCACAGCUGCUGAUCCGAAAAACUGAGUUGCCCUUGGGAUCUGUGAGUGGCACUGAGAGCUCCCAGAACUCCCCUCCUGAGCCUGCAGACCCUCCCCAAGCAGAGCCCCUGAGGGCAGAGCCUGUGCUAGAAGAGCAGUUGGUGGAUCCCACUUCUUCUGAGCCUGUUGUUCUUCCCUACCAGACCCCUCUUUCUCCUCAGACUCAGCCCACAACCUCCAAGGAAGUGUUUCCCAAGGAAAAUGUUGAAAUUGUACCUUAUGAUGAGAGACCUCUCCCAACCAUCUGCAAGCAGGUGGAUGAAGCUGUUGCCUAUGUUGAGCCAGAGGUGACUGAGGAGGAUGUGGGUGAUGCUCCAAGGACUGGCAAUGCUGGGGAGCCUGAACAACUCACACAGAAGGCACUGCGGGAAGCCAGCCCUGUUGUGGAAGUUUUUGGAGAGACUUUGGUUUCAGGAGCAUAUUCCAGAACUUGGUCAUGUCGAGAAGAGGCUUUACUGGCUGUGUAUGAGAAGCUGAUGGAGGUGUCAGUGGACACUCCAAAGGAGGAUUUAAGGAACAUGCUGAGGGCUGCUGUUUUCCUUGUGAGGAGGGCCAUCAAAGACACUGUAUCUUCAGUUUUUCAGGCUUCCCUGAAACUCCUAAAAAUGAUCAUUACCCAAUAUAUACCAAAACACAAACUGGGGAAGCUGGAAACCUCUCAUUGUGUGGAAACAACCCUGCCACAUCUGCUCUCUAGAACAGGAGACUCUUCAUCCCGCCUUCGCCUUCUGGCUUCAACCUUCAUCCAGGAAAUCGCACUGUGUCCUGAAGUAAAGCCUCUCCAGAUUAUUCCAGUGCACCUGGCUAAAACAUUAAAGCCAAACUCCCCAACACACCUGGCAAUGAGUCACGUGGAACUGGUGGAAUCUCUCUUGGUGGCCAUGGGGACUGAAAACUCCGGGUUUACUGUCAGCAAUGUCAUGAAGUUUGCCACGGGAGCUCUGGAGCACAGGGCCCAUGAGGUGCGUGAGGUGGUGCUGAGGAUCAUCUUUGCCAUGUACAGGGAGCACAGGGCAGCUGUGCUGGAAUAUUUCCCUCUGGACGACGCCAGCGCCCGCAGGACCGUGCGCUACAAAACUCUGUUUGAGGGCUUUGCCAAAAUCGAUGGGAAAUCUUCUGAGACUGAAGUGAGGGCACAGAGAAAAGCAGCAACAGAUGCAGAGAAACAGACAAAGGAAGAAAUGAAAGUUCUAAAAAGCCACUCAGAAGCUCUCAAAUUAGUGUUACAAGCAGAGGUUGAAGAUGAAGAGGAGAAAGACUCUUAUUUUCAGAAGACAGAGAAUGAAGGUUCCCAGGUAUAUGAAGCUACAGCAGGAAAUAUUCAGGAGGAACUUUCCUCUGUUGCAAAUUACCUGGAUAACUUGUGUAUAUUUUGUGGUGAAAGGAACGAGUCCUUCACUGAGGAAGGGUUGGAUCUGCACUACUGGAAGCACUGCCCCAUGUUAACCCGCUGUGAGCACUGCAAACAGAUGCUGGAGAUCUGCAGCCUGACAGAGCACCUGCUGACUGACUGUGACAAAAGGGACAGCUUUGGGAGGUGCCCACGCUGCAGAGAGGCCGUGCCCAAGGACGAGCUGCCCAGACACAUAAAGAGCAGGAUUUGCAAUCCUGCCAAACCAGAAAAUGUGGCAAACCACUGCCCUUUGUGCCAUGAGAACUUUCCUCCUGGAGAAGAGGCCUGGAGAUCUCACCUGAUGAGCAGAGAUGGCUGCAAAAUGAACCAGAGGAGGACAUCCCUCCUGAACAAAACCAUUCUGCUGCAGCCUGCCAAAGCAUUUGGCCACUAUUUAAAGAGACCAGGUCCUUCAGGAACAAAGUUUCAAUCUCCUUCAAGAGGAAGCAAGAUCAGAACUCGAGGGGCCCCAAAUAAAAACACUGGCAAAACAUACUCCAAGCGAUGACAGGAAAAGUAUUUCUUCCUUUGUCUGAAUAAGUGGGCAUAUGGCUUUUCUGAACUAUUUAAAAAUUGUAGGCAACUUGUAUCAUCUUUUUGUGGGUUGUUUUUAGCCUUGAGCAGUGCCUGGUGUGAUCCCCACGGCGUUGCUGUCACUGCAGCAAAGGGCUUUGCUUUGCAAGGAAUGCUCAUGUUGGAAAUACCAAAUGCUCUGGGACAAAAACAUUAUUUUGACAGAAUACUGUGCUCUCCUUUCCAAUCCCAUGUCAGUAAUUUAAUGGGUUCAAAGACCAUAAUUAUGUCAGGGGAGAGAAGUCUGUUUCCUGGUGCUUGAGGAACAGGAACCACACGUGGGGGAAGCCUGGCCUUGUGUGUGUGUGUCACAUUUAGGGUUCUAAAGGCAGCAGAGCUGUACCCAAAGCACUGCUCAACCCCAGGAAUUUGCACCAAAUGAAAAGCCAGAGGGCUGGCUGGAUGUUUUCCUGGUUGUGCCACCAUGCAGAGGGUGACAGGACAUUGCGGCCUCUCACUGUGCACCAAGUGCCUUAGGAGCCCACUUGGCAGGAGGGUUAAACUAAACCCUCCAAGUCUGU